AUGGCAGCGAAGUAUGCGACACACAAGACUUUGUUUCUUUUAUCCUUCCACAAAACGAGAGAGAGAGAGAGACACAGAGAGAGAGAGAGAGAGAGAGAGAGCAUGAACGACAGCAGGCAAGGUUCAUGGGAUUCGUACUCAUCACAAGUACACAACUUGUACCCAUACCCUCAGCCAAGGGUGUAUCCACCACCACCGGUUUCAGAGGGCCAUGGCUACCAGACCUACUUCAGUGAAGAGAACCCUUCUCAUGGCUGGUCACAGCAGCAAUCAGCUGCACCAUCAGAUGGACCUUACAACUAUGGCUACCAUGAUGAUCCAGAUUGCCUCACUUUCCUGAGAGGAUGCUUGGCAGGGCUCUGCUGCUGCUGCUUGCUGGAGCAAUGCUGCUACUAGUGACACCAUCAAGCCAAGAGCCCAAGAAUAUGAGAUCUAUCAGCUAGCUAUGGAUGCGCUUCAGCUGGAUAUAUAUAUAACUUGUUGGAUGUAAUUUGUAUGGUAGGUUGUGUUUAUCUGUUUAUGUGUAUGGUACUCCCUCUAGUCACAAAUAAAAGUUGCUUUGUAUUUUUUUUUGAAGUCAAUAAGACACAACUUUGACCAAAUAACUAUUUUGAA
Messenger RNA from Oryza brachyantha (malo sina), 615 nucleotides. Its product is annotated as cysteine-rich and transmembrane domain-containing protein WIH2-like. The record is from RefSeq and is a predicted model, not a curated record. The coding region runs from base 1 to 396 and encodes 131 amino acids. The transcript is spliced from 4 exons. NCBI's taxonomy places the organism in Eukaryota, Viridiplantae, Streptophyta, Magnoliopsida, Poales, Poaceae. Gene Ontology annotation, cellular component: plasma membrane.